AUGACGAGCAGCCUAAAGCGGAAAGAAGAAAGUCAUUUGAUGAAUGGGGGUGUAAAACAGUCCACAUGGAGCAAAGCGUUCAACAGUAAUGCAGUUUGGGAGGAGAAGGAUGAAUUUUUAGAUGUGAUCUACUGGCUCCGGCAAAUAAUUGCAGUAAUCCUUGGAGUCAUCUGGGGUGUUGCCCCGUUGAAAGGAUUUCUGGGAAUAGCCAUAUUCUGCAUCAUCAACGCUGGUGUCCUCUAUGUAUACUUCAGCAGCUUUCAACAAAUUGAUGAAGAAGAGUAUGGUGGAACGUGGGAGCUCACCAAAGAAGGCUUCAUGACAUCUUUUGCUCUGUUUCUGGUGGUGUGGAUAAUCUUUUACACAGCUCUACACUUUGACUGA
This is a messenger RNA of Nerophis lumbriciformis (worm pipefish), 384 nucleotides long. The record is from RefSeq and is a predicted model, not a curated record. Lineage: Eukaryota; Metazoa; Chordata; Actinopteri; Syngnathiformes; Syngnathidae.